AUGGCAGCUACAGUACGCACACGGCGAAUGGCUGCUGUGUGUUGCGUACACAGAGCCAACGUCGCCAAAAGCAACAGGUGGCUAAUGGAAAAAGACCUGCAAACUUUGGCAGUAGACUUGGAUUUUCCUACAUCUAACCACGAAGGCCGUUGA
Messenger RNA from Plasmopara halstedii, 153 nucleotides. RefSeq lists its product as uncharacterized. Lineage: Eukaryota; Oomycota; Peronosporomycetes; Peronosporales; Peronosporaceae. The record is from RefSeq and is a predicted model, not a curated record. The transcript is spliced from 2 exons. The coding region runs from base 1 to 153 and encodes 50 amino acids.